AUGAUGGGGGAGCAUAAAAAGGAACCAUGGAAAAGAAUAUUGUGGAUUCGUCAAGAUUAUCCUGAUAAUUAUACAGAUCCUGAAUUUAUUAGACAUGCACAAAGGCUACGAUAUAAGGGUAAAUACGCAUGGCCAUCACCGACAUCAGCGACACCAGUGGUACAGGUAAGAACAGAUUUGGUACUUUUUUACAACAAACUGCUCAGCACUUCACUUGUAUUCAUUGCAUUCAAUUUCAUCUAUCAUUAUAAAGUGGAUCCACUACCUUAUACCAUAGCUCUGACUGUAUUCAUUCUGUAUUUGAGUUGGAAAUCAACACGACGCUGGGUCGAUUUGAGAUCAUCUCUUGUCAUUACAUUUGCCAUGUUAACAUUAUCACCGGUUCUAAAAUCGUUAUCCAAGACAACUGCAUCUAAUUCCAUCUGGACUCUUGCCUUUUGGUUAACACUGGCGUAUGUGGGAUCUAUGUCACCAAAUUCGGCAUCCCAAACUUCGAAUCUAUCGACGAAUCUUCUUCUGGCAAUCGUUACGGUCUUAGCAUCAAGAUUAAAUUCUUCUACUCAAGUUUUCUGUUUCCUCUUCAUAUGCAUUCAGCUUAAUCUAAUUCUACCUAAGUUGGUCGUGUUUAAUACUAGGUUAUAUGCGCUUGUAUUAAGCACAAUCGUAUUUACCUAUGUCAUUCUAGCAUUGGGGUUAUCGUACGCCGUUGUUGCCUGGUGCCUAUCAUCCUUUUACAUCUUCGUAUUACCUCAGUGGUUUGUAUAUUGGCAAACCAAUUACCGCGGCUACGAGGCAUCGCUUUCAAGGGUAUGGGAAUCUCAAAGACCUAUACUAGACUAA
This is a messenger RNA of Zygosaccharomyces rouxii, 840 nucleotides long. It is a transcript of the gene GPI2, whose product is annotated as phosphatidylinositol N-acetylglucosaminyltransferase. The record is from RefSeq and is a predicted model, not a curated record. Bases 1 to 840 code for a protein of 279 amino acids. NCBI's taxonomy places the organism in Eukaryota, Fungi, Ascomycota, Saccharomycetes, Saccharomycetales, Saccharomycetaceae. Gene Ontology annotation, biological process: GPI anchor biosynthetic process. The transcript has a single exon. Gene Ontology annotation, cellular component: glycosylphosphatidylinositol-N-acetylglucosaminyltransferase (GPI-GnT) complex; membrane.